This is a messenger RNA of Drosophila suzukii, 784 nucleotides long. RefSeq names its product ER membrane protein complex subunit 7 homolog. The record is from RefSeq and is a predicted model, not a curated record. Lineage: Eukaryota; Metazoa; Arthropoda; Insecta; Diptera; Drosophilidae. Gene Ontology annotation, cellular component: EMC complex.
UUUACUUCAAUAGCUACCUUAUGGUACUUUCGAAGCAUAUUUUAAUAUUUGAAGAUGUUUAAAAUUAUUGUGAUUCUAUCAAUAGUAUGCCUGAGCAGCGCCCUGGUUAAUCAAGAUCUUAUAAUUCGCAAAAAUGGCCGAAAGGAUGAAGUUGCCAUGUACACCAUUGAAGGGGUUAUACUGAAACCCGAUAGAAGUCUGAAUCUGCCACAGACUUGGCUGCGUGAUAUAACACUGUCGAUCAACAAUGGAGAGAUCAAGGGAUUCGUGCGAUUGGAUGGACGUUUUUUGCUGUCUGGAGUGCAGAAUGGGAGUCAUGUCCUAGAGGUUCAACACCCGGAUAUAUACUUUCAACAGGUGAGGGUGGAGAUAACCGGAAAGGGAAAGUACCGGGCCCGCAAGGUUAACUACAUUCAGCCAUCGCUUAUCAACCAAGUACCGUAUCCACUGCGUCUGCAGCCCCUCGCCCGCCGAAAUUAUUUCAAAAGUCGGGAGCAAUGGCGUAUUCUCGAUGUCAUUCUAAAUCCCAUGGUUCUCCUCAUGGUGAUGCCGUUCCUAUUAAUGCUGGCUUUUUCCAUACUUAUCAAAGAUCCGGAGACGAAGAGGGAGCUCGAUAGCAUUCAGUUUCCAAAAAUGAGCGACAUGCCGGACUUCACCGGCGCCUUAUCAUCUAUUCUUUCGGGCAAAAAGAGCUUUGAGGCAGAAGAAAAGAUAGUCGCAGAGAAGGUCCCCAACAAAAAACAAUUAAAAUGAUUUCCCAAUAUUAACUUUUGAUAUUUCAUAU